UCUUCCUCCAGAAUUGAAUUAUAAUCUGGAACGAAUUUCUUGUGUAAGGCUUGAAAUUUAAAUUUGGUCACAAAUAUUUGCAGCAAGACACAUACGUAGAAAGACACUAUAGCACCUAUCGAUCUUGAGAGCAGACUUGCUCAAGAAUUGAAAAAAAUUGUUAAAUGGGUAGAAGUCGAUUAGUAAUAAGAAAGUAGCUUUUACGGAGAUAAAUCUAAAAAGAAUUACCGAAAAAUCAUUCAAAUAAAUUUUUAGAAUGGUAGAUACAUACAUUGCUAUUUAAACACGUCAAUAGAUGAUGUGCAGAAAUGAAUGCUAUAGAAAAGUUAAAAUAAUAGUGUGUGAGCAUAAACACAAGAUUUCCUGUUAACAGCAUUACAUAAUUAAUUGGAAGUACUACCGUGUGAUAGACGGUGUGGCUUAUCGUAACUUAAUUGAAUAAUAAUUGUUAAGCAGAAAAGUAUAUGUUGAUGCACACACACAUACGGGAAUAUAUAUAGGUAAAUCAUUAUACACUUUCGUAUUAUGAGGACGGAAAAACACCGAUAUAAUAUUAAUAUACACUGUUGAAAAUGUUGUGUUCUUGUGUAUAAAAAUUCAAUGGUUAAAUAAAUAUUUUGUGUAAAUUAUUUGACACUAUCAAGUGUAAAUUUAACUGAAGUUUAAUGCGUUAUCUGAUUUUAACAAGUUUUAAACCUGUAUUAUUGUUUGAAACAAGCAUAAUGUGUUAAAUUAACACAAAAAAUUGAGUGGACCGUUUGAGACAUGUGAUUUGUAUUAAAUUUAACACAAAUUUUUCGAUUGUGUAAUAAUUUAUGGAGUCACUAUAAAAUGAAACAAGUAAAGUUUUGAAUUAAAAUCACAAUUCUGGCACGUGAACGCACCAAGACAUACUUGUACUAAAAAGUCUGGUUAUUAAAAAAAAAAAUUAAUUCAUUUAUUAUAUGAUAAUCCUUAUAUCUAUGCAUAGCGGAUCUGAAAAAUAAAUUAACGAGCCAUAUCUCAAUUAUAUUAUAUUAUCCCUGUAGAUGGUUUCAGAUCAUCAGUUCGUGUACUCUUGUAAAAUUGUGUCAAAUUCAUAAAUGAACGAUUACUUGUAAUAUAUCUAUAAUCUAUGUUGUAUUUUUCUAUUGUGUAUUUGUGGCAUAUUAUAAUUCAUUAACUAAAUAAUGGAAAAUGAAAAAAACCAAGAAAAAUGUCUUGUACGAACUUUGGAUGAACUUGGGCGUAGUUCUAAGCUUUUAUGGGUCGUCUUUAUUGUUAGUGCUUUAGCGUCAUUAACAAAUGGAUUACAUUCAAUGUCUUACGUUUUCAUUGCUGAGGUACCCAUUUAUCGAUGCUCGAUUCCGGAGCUAAAAAAUGCAAAUUGGACAGAUGAACAAAUUAAAAAUAUCUCAAUAAUUGACGACUGCCAAAAAUAUGAUUAUAAUUAUACAUAUCUCGCGAGUUUGAGGCAUGAAGAAGCGAUAGAAUAUGUAAAAGAUAUCGAAUUUAAUACCAGUGUUGUUUCUUGUUCAUCAAUUGUUCUCGAUAAAAGCGAAAGAUCAACGAUUGUCGAUGAGUGGCAAUUAGUCUGUGACAGAAACUUAUAUCGAGCAAAUACAUUUUUUGUAUUUGCAUUUGGAAGGCUUUUAGGUUUUGGAAUUUUGGGAAUGUACGCAGACAAAUAUGGAAGGAAAAAGUCAUUGAUUAUUGGCUUAAUAUUACAAAUAAUUGUUGUACCUUCAAGUGCAGUAACCCCAUGGUUUUCGGGUUAUAUUUUUCUAAAAUUAAUAACCGGAAUAGGUGUGGGUGCUUUGUAUUCGUCUGGAUAUACAAUUUUGUCAGAAGUUGCAAAUGAUAGCAGGAGAAAGAUAUUGGGCGUUUUUACUGAUGUUAUGUAUCCUGUUGGAACUUGUAUUGUUGUAACUCUUGCUUAUUUUAUAACAAACUGGCGAUACCUACAAAUGACACUAGCAGUAUUUACUAUUCCGUUGAUGAUUCUUAUUUGGAUCAUGCCCGAAUCACCGCAGUGGUUGAUAUCACAAAAUCGUCAUGAUAAAGCACAGAAAGUAAUCCAAAAAUAUUGUAAAGAUAUAAUCGCACCGACUCUAGUUCCAGAAAAUCUAACGCGUGAAUCGAUACCAACAGAAAGCACGAAAAAUAGUCAAUACAAAAUUUUAAUUCAUCGAUAUUUUGAAAGUAUGAGAAUUCUUUUUACAAAUCCUAGCUUGCGAAAAAAUAUAAUAAUUAUGUAUUUCUCAUUCUUCGUUUCUAUAUCGGUUGGAUAUUCUCUCAUAUUUUCAGUAGACACAUUCAAUAUUAAUCGUUAUAUUUAUAUGGCAACAGCAGCAAGUUCUGAAAUACUAGCACUCAUGACAGUUCCAGUGAUUCUGAUAUUUUUGAGUUGCCAGAAUGCGACCGUUGUUAUAUAUGUAACUGCAUCUAUUUGUAUGUUUUCGAUAGUAGUAAUUCCUAGAGAUGAAAUAUAUAUAGUUUUAGGAUUGACAAUGUUAUCGAAAUUUUGCUUGACAGCAUGUUUUACUACCAUCAUGUUAUUAUCCUCGGAACUGUUUCCCCCAAGUGUUAGAAAUUCCUCCCUUGGAACAAGCUUACUUAUGGGACAAGUUGGGUGUAUGACUGCACCAUAUAUUGUUGAUUUACUGGGCAAAAUCGCCUGGUGGGCUCCAAAUACACUUUGUGGUACUUUAACACUCAUAGCGGGACUUUUAAUUCUUGUAAUAUCUAAAAAAGAACUAAAUAAUAAUGACAGCAAUUCUAAUUCCGAAGAAGAAAUGAAAAUAUAGAAUAAAACUUGAACUUAAUUGAAAACAAUUCUUCAUGAAAUUUCUUACAUAUUCAAAAUAAAAUUUAAAAGUAGUAAAAUUUAUAAGAUCACUCAGUCAAAUUUAUAAAAAAAUAUUGUGUUUGCCGUAAAGACGAUCCGUGUUAUAGAUUUUUUUGUGUUAAAUCAAUGAAUUUCACUGUGAUACUUUAAAAUUUUAAAUCGGUCUACAAUACACUUGAAUCGUUUAUUUGAGAAACCCCAUAAGUCAAGGAAACAGAAUUUUUAAGGAAACACAAAAAACAAUUUUUUAGAAAAACUUGACAUUAAAAUAAUAAAUAAAUAAUUGAAUACAAUAAUGUUAGCAUCUCUGCAAAAGAUUCCAACAAGAAAAGUUUAAUUUUUUAACUGAAACUACUCAAAAAAAUUAUUUAAAGCUGAUUGACUAAUGGGAUUUGUCAACCAAACGGAAAAAAAAGUUAUAAAAUCAUCGGUUUUUAAAUGUUUCCACUCAAAUCAUUUAUUAUACUGAUAAAAUGAAGUAUUAAAUAUGUAUUUGAACUCUGAAACUCAGAAAUUACAAAAAAUUAGAACUAAUUUAAACAUUUUAAUUAGUCAUAUAACAGUCAACAACAAAACAACAUUUGAAAUUAAUUCCUCAAAAAAGCGCGAAUUUUGAAUAAAAAAAAAAAUUAUUCCUGUAAAACUAAAAUUGUAUAUGUUUAUUUGAGUCAUUGACUUAUGGGAUUUCUCAAUUCAAAGAAAUUGCUGUCACCCCGUUAAUUUUUUUUAAACGCUGAUUUGAUGCAUAUUUUGAUUGAUUUCUAUGGAGAGACAUCCAAGGAACCCAAAAAUGCAAAAAACCCAAUUUUGUAAAGAACAUGACUUAUAGGGUUUUUCAAAUAAACGAUUCACUUUCAAACUAAGUUUGUAGUCCAAAUUAACACACUUGCCAAAUAACAUUGAAACAUCAUAAGCAAUCUAUAGAUAUUUAACACACCAUUAAAUGUGUUUCAAGUGACUACAAAUAUAUAUAAUUUUACUUAUGGCCUUAAACAUGGAACACAUUUAGUGUGUGAUAAAAUAAUAUACUUGUAACACACUUGGUUUUAGGGUGUAAAACACUUUAAAUAUGUUACCUAGUACAAAAAUAGAAAUUAUUAACAUUUAUUAAGCGCUACUUGAGUUGAAAUUUUGACAUAAAUUUUGUGUUGAAAUACAACACUAAUAAGCCCGUGUUGAAAAAUAACAGAAAUUUUCUGUGUACCGUUUCUAACACACGAAUAAUGUCGAUUUUAACACGGUCUAUUUUAUCUGUAUGGACGACGGCAAUUAGACAUGUAACAUGAAAGGACCGACUUUUGCUACCUGUUAUUACGAUUCAAUUUGUUUAUUAAAAGCACAUCGAUUUAUUCUAAUGAUAAUUUAUCAGAUCUUAACUUAUGUUUAUGAUUAUUUUAAGUAAAAAAAUACCUAUCUACUAGAUUUAAAAAUGUAUACGGUUCUAAAUUUAAGAUUCUUUCGCGACUAAACAAAUUAAAAGAUUUAUAAAAUAACAUUUCAAGUAUUGUCUAGCUAUAUUAAUUAUAUAAGUUCAGAAAAAUACACUGUGCUUGAACGGUGCGACUUUAAUAAGUGCCUGGUAUUUUUCUGGUCUAUCGCUGGUACAUACUAUAUAUCAUUACGUACAGCUCUAAAGUCACGGUAGAGUAUACAUGUAGAUCCCUUCAACAUUUGGGACAAUAAUUGAUUAAAGUAAUUAAAUUAUCGUAAUCAUUUUCUUUUGAUAGUUGAUCACUUAGCUUAUCAUUAAAUUAUCUUUUUAGUAUUAAAAGUCAAACUUUUGACAGUUCGUUAAUCUGG
This is a messenger RNA of Microplitis mediator, 4627 nucleotides long. RefSeq names its product organic cation transporter protein-like. Gene Ontology annotation, cellular component: membrane. Gene Ontology annotation, biological process: transmembrane transport. The transcript is spliced from 6 exons. The coding region runs from base 1170 to 2786 and encodes 538 amino acids. Gene Ontology annotation, molecular function: transmembrane transporter activity. The record is from RefSeq and is a predicted model, not a curated record. Lineage: Eukaryota; Metazoa; Arthropoda; Insecta; Hymenoptera; Braconidae.